Molecule: messenger RNA, 1773 nt
Organism: Chaetomium globosum CBS 148.51
Lineage: Eukaryota; Fungi; Ascomycota; Sordariomycetes; Sordariales; Chaetomiaceae
Exons: 5
Coding region: 1-1773 (590 amino acids)
Source: RefSeq, a predicted model, not a curated record
AUGACGCCCGUCGAAGUCAUGACGCAACCCAACGGCCACCCAGCGGCAGAGGCGCCCUUACUGUCCAGCGCCAACCCCUACACAGUUCGAGAACAACCGCUCGGAUCAACCCGGCACAUCCGCAUCGUGGGCAUCGGCGCCGGAGCGAGCGGGCUGAACCUGCUCCGGACCCUGCGGCUCAACCUCAGCGACUAUGAAGUCACCAUCUACGAGAAGAACACCGACGUGGGCGGCACCUGGCUCGAGAACCGCUACCCCGGCUGCCGGUGCGACGUCCCCAGCCACAGCUACCAGUUCUCGUGGCGGCAGAAGAAGGACUGGGCCAACUUCUUCGCGGGGGCCGAGGAGAUCGGAGCUUACCUGUGUCAGGUGUGCGACGAGGAGGGCAUGAGGGACUCGAUCAAGACUUCUCACCAGGUAGUUCGGGCGGAAUGGAACGAGCAGGGUGGGCAGUGGGAGUUGACGGUUCGGAAUUUGGAGACGGGCGAGGAGUUUAGUGACCACGCCACCUUCCUCGUGGACGGGUCGGGGAUUUUGAACAACUGGAGGUGGCCAGAGGUUGAUGACCUCGACGCCUUCCAGGGAAGCCUAAUCCAUACCGCGCAAUGGCCGAAGGACUUUGACCACACGGGCAAGACGGUUGCUGUCAUCGGCAAUGGCUCGAGCGGCAUCCAGGUGCUACCCGCGCUCCAACCAGGGGCUGAGAAACUGUACCACAUCCUCCGGACACCCACUUGGGUACUACCACCCAGGAUACAAGCAUGGAAAGUCAUGGGCCAGGCGGGGGAGAUUCUCAGCAAGAUCCAGAUGGACGCCCUGGAAAACUUUUCCCAAGAGACGAUCGACAAGUUCCAGUCCGACCCCGAGUUCUACCGCGAGUUUGUGAAGAAGAUCGAGGUGGAGGUGAACAAUGCGUUCCCCGUGAGCCCCGUGCAAGCCUUCGCGCGCGCAAAGGUCAGCGAGUACAUGACGGCCAUGCUCGGAGGGAAUCAAGAGCUCUGCAAAAUGCUCAUACCCGACUACCCGCUCGGGGCAAGGAGAAUGACCCCCGGACACAGUUACCUCCAAGCGCUGACCAAACCCAACGUCGAGCUAAGGAGAUCCGGGAUCAAGAGGUUCGUGGCGGAGGGCAUCGAGCUCGAAUCGGGCGAGGUCCUCAAAGUCGACGCCAUCAUCUGCGCCACGGGCUUCAACACCUCCUUCCGCCCGCGCUUUCCCAUCAUCGGCCGCGACGGCAACCUACAAGACCGAUGGGCCAAGGAGACACCCAAGGCAUACAUGUCGUGCGCCGUAGCCGGCCUACCAAACUACUUCACCUUCCUCGGCCCCAACGCCCCCAUCGGCCACGGCAGCGUCUUCACGCUCAGCGAGCACAUCGCCAAGUACAUCGUCCGGGCGAUCCACAAAUGCCAGACCGAGGGGAUCCAAGCCCUAGCCCCCUCGCAAGCGGCUGUCGACGACUACUUUGCGCACAUCUCGGCCUUCAUGCCACGCACGGCAUGGAGCGCGCCCGGGAACCGUUCCUGGUUCAAGGAUGGCCGCGUGGACGGGCCGGUGACGGCGCUGCAUCCGGGCAGUCGGGUGCAUUUUUUUCAUAUGUUGGAGGGGUUUCGCGGGGAGGAUUGGGAGUUUGUUUAUUUGGAGUCGGGGGCGGAGGGAAAGAGUAGGGGGGGGAAUCGGUUUGCGUAUUUGGGGAAUGGGUUCUCGAGGAGGGAGUUGGAACCCGAGGGGGAUACGGCGUGGUAUUUGGAUGAGGAGGGGUUUCGGGGGUAG